UUUGGCGGGAGCGGGAGGAGUUGAGCCGUCGCCGCCAAGCGGCGUCUGACGACACCGCGGAUAUCGCCCGGCGAACUGCUUCAUUGGAGAGGGCCCGGAAUGCAACACGCGUCACACCGUCGAGAUGUAACGCCCUGUCGAUGAAGAGGAGGAAGAAGAUGGAGAAGGAUGUCCAGACUACAGUCGCAGUUGACGGAGUGUCUGCGGUCCAGCUGCCCGGAAUACAAGAACGGCGUGUUCUACUGGACUGGUCGAUCCGUAUGCGUCGCUCUGACAGUGGCCGCGCUCUCGUUGUGCGGUCUGCUGGCGCUGCUGUACCGGUUCGUGUGCCUCGCCGGGCACGAACCGGCGCCGCUCGCGGACAGCCUCGGCGGCACCGUCAAGGGGAUCGACCACUGCGAGGGCUUCCCCGGCGGCAGCGCCGACGGCAACGUGACCGAGUACCUCGGCGUUCCGUACGGCCGCGUCGGGCAGUCGGGUCGCUUCGCGGAGGCCGCCUUCGUCGAGUACCGGCCGGGCAUGCCGCUGCGGCUUGGCGGCGUACCCGCCUGCCCGCAGUACCCGUGGAGCCCCGUGCCCAGGCUGCCCACAGUCGGCACGAGCGACUCGGACGACUGCCUCUACCUGAACAUCUGGAUGCCCGGACGCCGGGCCACGAUCAGCAGCGGCGGUCGGUGCCGCGCCCGACCCGUGGUGGUGGUACUGCACGGAGGCCGCUUCCAGUUCGGCGGCGGGGGCACGUACCCCUUCUACGAGGGCCGGCGGGCGGCCGCGCUGUGGGACGCCGUCGUGGUCGUGCCCGCGUACAGGGUGGGCGCCUUCGGAUUCCUCAACAUGCUCGUGCCCGAGGCGCCCGGCAACGUCGGCCUCCUCGACCAGGCCCUGGCCAUCCGAUGGGUGCACAGGUACGUCCACUAUUUCGGCGGCGACAAUCAACGCGUCACAUUGCUCGGCCAGGAUGCUGGUGCCACAUCCAUCGGCUACCACCUGGCCCGCAACGACACGCCGCCUAUACGACGCGCUAUCCUGAUGAGCGGCUCACCUUUCGCGCCACAGCCGGCCAACGCGGGACUGCGCGCCCUGCUCAACGGCAACGCCUUGGCCGACGUGCUCGGCUGCGGCAGCCGGCGCGACCUGCCGGACACCGCGACGCGGCGGCGGGUGGUCGAGUGCCUGCGGAAGCGCAGCGCAUUCGCCACGGUCCUGGCCGCCGACGAGCUGGCCACCAGCAGCGACCUCGUCCUCUUCGCUCCCAGCGCGAACCGCGACUUCCCGUGGAAGCUGGCGGGCCCCGUGCUCUCCGAGGCGAGACUCAAGCAAGUCGACUUCCUGGUGGGCGUCGCGAGGGACGAAGGCACGUUGCACGUGUCCGAACUGAUGCAGGCGUUCAGCUUGGCGGCCGACCAAACACUAACACCCCGAAGGCUGCUGUCGGUGUUCCUAGCCUUCCUCGAGGCUUACGGCAUCCAAGACGUGGACUCGGUGUUGCGCCACUACGGCUUCGACGAGCCCAGCGUACUGGACGAGACGCUGGGCCAACUGUUCCUGCUGGAGCUGGCCCGUCCCAUGGGCGACUUUCUCAUCUACUGUCCUACGCUCUUCUUCCUGGAAAAAGCCUCGAGCGUUGGUGGCCGGGCGUUCUUCUACGAGUUCGGAUACAGCCCCAAUUACAGGACGUGGCCCGCUUGGCAGGGAGUGCCACAGUUCAUUGAUUUCAUGUUUGCGACGGGUCUCCUGGCUGAGCUGGACGCCAUUAAGCCAGUCUCAGCGCGGGACAUGGUGGUCGCCCGGGACUUUGCCAGGAUUGUCGCUGGAUUUGCGGGGACCGGGAACCCCAACGUUCUUCCCAACAUGCUGUGGCGCCGUUGGGAGCCUUCGGCCGACGGCGGGCUCGUGCUGGAUUACGACGUGGACAGCGCGUACAAGCAAGGGCCGAGCUUCCCGGAGAAAGCCAACUGCGACUUCUGGAGAAGACAUUUCGUGCUGACAAACUGACCACAGGCGUGUCGCACAUGCGCUCAGUGAAUGCUGCACUUGUGCCUGUCCUUCCGAUUUAACUCUAACGAAUGAACGCGGAACACGGCGUGGCCAUUUUGUUUGCAGCCAGGCCGACUCGUCCGCGUGCCAGUCCAUGGCGUCCACCCGAUACGCGACUAUGCACCAGUUAGUUCUCCUCGCUGUUACACCUUUCUGUUUUGCUUCUUUUUUUUUAACCAAUCACAAGCAGUGUUUUCAUUAUACCGAUGAAAAUGGCAUACGGCUUGAUUGACCGAAUGUUUUAAAUGGUUUGCCAUGGCUUGAAUGGCCUGUCGUGCGCGUAGUUGAUGGCUCCUAUUUCGCCCUGAACCAGGUGUCACAAAGAGUAAGAAAACAAACGUUCAUUACUCCUCCCAAUGUUCUGGCCUUGAGUAAUGUGAGGUCUUAUUUCAAGAAUCUGAUUUAUUUCAAUACUGCGAGCCCUUUCGAGCUGUUA
This is a messenger RNA of Dermacentor albipictus, 2473 nucleotides long. Its product is annotated as cholinesterase 2-like. Gene Ontology annotation, biological process: choline metabolic process; acetylcholine catabolic process. Gene Ontology annotation, molecular function: acetylcholinesterase activity. Gene Ontology annotation, cellular component: plasma membrane. Lineage: Eukaryota; Metazoa; Arthropoda; Arachnida; Ixodida; Ixodidae. The record is from RefSeq and is a predicted model, not a curated record.